CACACAUUCGUGUUGAGGUUGCUUCCAGGAGAUGAUGGUCGGGUAGAAUGACCCAUACGGACGGCGUAACAUUGAGUUUAGCAUUCACGCGACACAAGCAUCCAACCAAGCACAUUCCCGUGGCUUGUACGUUAGGCGUGUUUACACAUGGAGGUUUGAGUGGGCCGCAUAUCGCUGUGAGGAACAAUGCUCGAACGGAUGUAACGUGACCUUUCGUCCAACAAGAGCAGCAUUGUGUCGGAGUGAUGACAGAUGGGAGGAUCAGGUAAAACUGUAGGUAACAUUCAAGCUUCUCAACAUCCACAAAGCAGAGUUGUUGAUAAACGCGCCA
This is a messenger RNA of Baudoinia panamericana UAMH 10762, 331 nucleotides long. RefSeq lists its product as uncharacterized. Bases 48 to 209 code for a protein of 53 amino acids. The transcript has a single exon. The record is from RefSeq and is a predicted model, not a curated record. NCBI's taxonomy places the organism in Eukaryota, Fungi, Ascomycota, Dothideomycetes, Mycosphaerellales, Teratosphaeriaceae.